GCGGAUCUUGAGCUUCUUUGUCAUAAGCAUCAUUGUUCCAAAAAACUCUACAAAAAUGACAACGACAGCAACGACUUCACCACCUGACGCAACACCCGGAACCCCCUCAUCCACUGACCACGCAAAAUAUUUUCGAAAAGCACUGGGAGAUGUCACGCCGAAUAAUAUGGGACAGAUCAAAGCAGUCAAUUUGGUCCUGUUUCCUGUUAAAUAUAGCGACGAGUUUUAUAAAGCUGCAUUGCAGGUUGGGGAGUUUGCAAAACUAGCGUAUUUUAAUGACGUUUGUGUGGGGGGUGUUAUUUGCGUUAAGCAGGCAGAUAAGGAGACGGGAGCAAACAGACUUUAUAUUGCAACGCUCGGUGUUUUGGCUGCCUAUAGAAGAUUAGGACUGGGUACGAUGCUCCUCGACCACGUCCUUAGGCAAGCUGCCCUGGCAAAAGAUAAACAAAAGAUAUCUGAAGUUUAUCUACAUGUGCAGACAACUAAUGAGGACGCAUUAGAGUUUUAUAAGCAUCGGGGGUUCGAGGUGACAAGUACGGAGGAGGGCUAUUACAAGCAAGGCCCUGAUCCAAAUGCGUAUGUUCUGACAAAGAAAAUUGCGGCGUAGAUAUUUGGGAAUAGAAUUGAUUGCAUUCUGACACUUUAGAGCAUUAUUUUAUUUAUACUUGACAAUAAGGGUAAAAAUAUAUUUGAUAUGGUCCAGAA
Spizellomyces punctatus DAOM BR117 is the source of this 705-nucleotide messenger RNA. RefSeq lists its product as uncharacterized. The transcript is spliced from 3 exons. Gene Ontology annotation, molecular function: acyltransferase activity, transferring groups other than amino-acyl groups. Gene Ontology annotation, cellular component: NatA complex. Gene Ontology annotation, biological process: mitotic sister chromatid cohesion. Bases 56 to 607 code for a protein of 183 amino acids. The record is from RefSeq and is a predicted model, not a curated record. NCBI's taxonomy places the organism in Eukaryota, Fungi, Chytridiomycota, Chytridiomycetes, Spizellomycetales, Spizellomycetaceae.